Messenger RNA from Staurois parvus, 400 nucleotides. Lineage: Eukaryota; Metazoa; Chordata; Amphibia; Anura; Ranidae. The record is from the annotation of a GenBank genome assembly.
CGGGUCGGUAGCAAACGGGCAAACAGGGUACCAGGAGCGAGCGGAAGAGUGGUCAGGAAUAGCCGAGGUCAGGACAGGCGGAGUUUGUUCAGAGUCAGGAUCAAAGCAGAAUCAGGAUCAGGCAGGAAGCAGACAGGAUGCAGGUACAGGGGCUCAUGGGAAACAUACACCAAGGCACUGACUGCAGGUCUGGCCAUUCCUUAAAUACACCUCCUGCAAUCAGCCUCAGGUGAUGGCUGAUUGCAGGAGUAAGCUUCUGGUUGCUGAGAGCACCCGCUGGCCAGCCCUGGUACUGCAGCCCACAAGGCAGGCGAGUCCCACCACCAUUGGUGAGUCCAUUCCUGACAGUACCCCCGCUCAACGAGCGGCCUCAGGAUGCUCCAAACAGUCCUUAGUGGGC